AGGCUUCGAUCACUGCACCGCCCACCGCUUCGCCCCGUCGUCGCCGUCCCCUCCUCCCUCCCUCCCUCCCCCACCACCUCCAAAAAAAAGAAAAGAAAAGAAAGAAAAGAAAGAUUCAGGGGGGAGCGCGGCAUCGUCGCCGCGGUUUCAGAAGGUGGCCGGCGCCCCGGCGUAGAACGUGCGCGCGAGUCCGUCCCCCGGGCAUAGCCGCCGGAGCCCGCGGCUCGGUGUCGGUGGCGCCGGCGUUGGCGGGCGCCGCCGUGGGGGGAUCACGCUGGUGCGGCCGGCUCGGGUCGAUUCCGUCCUGUUUCCGUGGGACCAGGGAAGGGUAUUCGAUGUGUUUUCUUGGUAAUUUGUUGUGGAAAUCCGCAUCGCUCGGUCAGGGCCAGGGUGGACAUUAGGCGGCUGCUGGUUUUCUGUCAGGAGAUGAAUGAUUCGGUGCUGGAACAUAGUCCUACUUUGGUGAUUGGCAUUUCAGAGCCAGGUGGAAGGACAUUGUUUCGCCUUCGAGCCCGUGCCGCUCAAGGAGGAGCUUCUGGCACAGCCAUCAUUCAUUUGCUCUGCGUUGGAUGAAUAAACAAGUUGGUUCCAAUCACCAGAAAAAUUUGGAUGUUGUCUAUCAAGAUCUGAACAAAGUUCUAGGUCUUAGUAGGUUUUGACUCUUGAGAACCUUUCAGAUGUCUCAUCUACUGUUUGUCCACUGAAAGGCGUUAUGGAUCCUACAAAUUUCUUGCAUCUGAAAACAGUACCAUCUGAGAAUGGACUUAAACCAGUUGAAAAUCCAAGCGAUAAUCUGCUGGAUAUGGCUUGUGAAAGCCCAUUUUCUGGGAAAGUCAAGUUCAUGUGCAGCUUUGGUGGGAAAAUCUUGCCAAGGCCAAGUGAUGGGAAGCUCAGGUAUGUGGGCGGGGAGACACGUCUCAUCUCCAUCAACAGGAGCUUCUCAUGGAAAGAACUCAUGCAGAAAACUCUGACAAUCUACUGUCAGCCUCAUAUCAUCAAAUAUCAGCUACCUGAUGAGGAUCUUGAUGCACUGAUAUCUCUUUCAUGUGAUGAGGAUUUUCAGAAUAUGAUGGAAGAAUACGACACUCUUGAGAAGGCCAAUGGUUCAGUUAGACUAAGGAUAUUUCUUGUUUCCCUGACUGAAUGCGAGGACCCAUCAUUGGAUUCAAAGAGCUUGGAGAGUGAACCAGAGUAUCAUUUUGUUGCUGCUGUCAACAAUCUUGCACAUCUGGAUCGGAGCAUCAGCGGCAAUAAUUUAAUGAGCCAGUCAAACCAUCAAUUCUAUAGUUCUCCAGUCCCCUAUGGAGACUCACCGCUCUGUCCAACCAAUACAGAAACUGGAGCCAAGGAUUCUGUCGGAGCAACUCUUAAUGAGCCUUCCUCUCAGUUUUUUCUUGCUCCAUACACACAACAAAUGGUGGCGGAGUUGUCAACAACGUCAUCCCCGAGCUUAGGUCAGCAGAGGACCAUGCAACAGUCUAGGAUGCAACCCCCUGCAGAUGAAUCCACCAGGAAUCACGAGCAUGUGAAUAGAAGUGAGAUUUGCAAUGGUUUAAAUUUGAAAGCCAUGCCUCCAGGCCAUCUAAACAAGAAGCAAAAUGAUGCAGACAGGAGUAUUGGAACUGGACCUCCCAUGCACCAUCCUCAUAUUGAAAGGCAGGUGAAAGGUUUAGCUGGAAAUGAUAGUGACUUGAUUUCACGUACCAACUAUGAUAUUUCUACUCCAGUGGAAGCAUCCUUGUAUUCUGAAAAGGCCUCCGUGCAUGCAGAGAAUGCAGGAUUGGCACCUGGGCUGCAGGAACCCACUGCUCAAAUUCUAGGCAUGCCUCAUGCCUUCUCGGAUCCUUUGAUAAAGAACAUCAAUGAUGUACCAGCAUCCAAUUUGUCAUUACCUGCUGAUUCCUACAUAACCCAAUCAUUUUCCGACAAAAUAUGCCAAACUAAUGAGUUGGAGAGAACAAUUAGCAGGAGUAGGCCAGCUUUUGAAUGUGUUAAGCUCCCUGACAUUGCUCGUACAGAUGAAACAAAUUACCUUGUUUCUAAUCAUAUUGAUCAACAGUACGGUCAAGGAGUUAUUGGCUCAGCCAGUUCACAGGCACCAGUAUCUUAUCAACAUGAAAAUUUGUCUAGUAAUGUGACACGAAAAGGUCAUGAUGGUGGUCCUGUAAUUCAACAGCAGGAUAAGUGUUAUCAUCUGGAUAAAAAUGCUGGUCCAAUUGUUGCUCCCUGUAGCAAUUUUGUUGAUGCAGGAUUGAUUUAUCACACACGUGAUGCAAGGUUGUCCUCAGAUGAGUUAGAUGCUCUAGAAAGUUCAGUUCCAAAGCCAAUGUGUGCUACUGAUCAUUCCCUCUCAUAUCUUCUUAAUGUAUCCCAAGGAGGGGAUUCAAAUCCUGGGUCACACAUAGAGAAACUGAAUUCAGGGCCUAUAGAAUAUGGAACUACUGGCUAUGGGCAUGGAAAUGAUAAAGUUGCUCCAGAGCCCCAUAUUCUGUUGCCUGUAAACACUUCUGAAGCUUUUGCCUUGCAAAGGUCAAUGGUCAAUGGAGAAGCCAGUGUGUAUCAGAAUGGUAAUCUGCGCCCGUCAUCAGUGCAUAAUUCUGGUUUGGCUGCCUCUCCGCAUAUUGGGCUGAUUGAUACUGAUCUGAGCAUGAACUUGCAUGGCAAUGGUGGCCUCUCAUUGUCUUCGUCUCAAAAUCCAGUUACAGAUGGUGUUCCUAGGAGAGACGAUCUAAUUCGUGAUUGUGGCAAUAUUGCCUGUACUGAGGGAGUAAUUGGAUUUGACCGUACCGUCAUCAGUAAUGAAAGCAUUAAGCUACCACACAGGAUGCAUGAUAAUGCUCAAAUUAUUGUGCCUUUUAUAGUUGAGGACGUGACCGAUAAUGUGCCUUUAGGCAUUCCAUCAUCCAGCUCAGGUGGUCCUCAGGUUGUAAUAGCAACUGAAGAACGGCAAGAGGUGAUUAUUUCAUCACAAAAGGAUGAUGAUACUAGGAGCAUCGAGCCAGAGUUUGCUACUGAGGAUCAUGAUGGAGCUGUUGAUGGGUCCAUUAGUGAUGCUGUAGUUGCUGAACUUGAAGCUAGCAUGUAUGGAUUGCAGAUCAUAAAAAACGGCGACCUUGAGGAGCUACGUGAAUUGGGAUCUGGGACAUUUGGAACCGUAUACUAUGGAAAGUGGCGAGGAACUGAUGUUGCUAUAAAACGUAUUAAGAAAAGCUGUUUUGCUGGGAGAUCAUCUGAACAAGAGAAACUUACCAAUGACUUUUGGAGGGAGGCACAGAUUCUUUCAAAGCUACAUCAUCCAAAUGUCGUUGCUUUCUAUGGUGUGGUCCCUGAUGGAACUGGAGGAACAUUGGCAACUGUGACAGAAUUUAUGGUGAAUGGAUCACUAAGGAAUGUUCUUUUAAGGAAAGACAGAAUGCUUGACCGUCGGAGAAAACUUACCAUUGCUAUGGAUGCGGCAUUUGGGAUGGAAUACUUGCACUCCAAAAGCAUAGUGCAUUUUGAUUUGAAAUGCGAUAACUUACUUGUUAACUUGAGAGAUCCUCAGAGGCCAAUCUGCAAGGUUGGAGACUUUGGGCUGUCAAGAAUUAAGCGCAACACUUUGGUUUCUGGUGGUGUGCGUGGCACUCUUCCAUGGAUGGCACCAGAGCUAUUAAAUGGCAGCAGCAGCAGAGUGUCAGAGAAGGUGGAUGUUUUCUCAUUUGGUAUUGUUUUAUGGGAAAUCUUGACUGGUGAGGAACCAUACGCAAAUAUGCAUUGUGGCGCUAUCAUAGGCGGUAUUGUCAAUAACACUCUCCGGCCACCAAUACCUGAAAACUGUGACCCCGAUUGGCGAAAGCUGAUGGAACAAUGUUGGUCGGCCAACCCUGAUGCCCGGCCCUCAUUCACCGAGGUCACCGACAGGUUACGGGCCAUGCCAUCAGUACUUCAGUCGAGAGGACAGGCUCCGGGGACCAGAUAAAGCGCGAUAACAUCAGCCAGCAGAUUAUUUAACUGCAAUAGGCUUCAUCAGUUUCUGCACUGACAUGCGAGGCGCCUAUAUGUGCAUAGAGUACAUAUAUACAUAAAUGUAUUUAUUGGUUAUGGUGUGUAUUCUAUUCUGACGUAUCUACGCUUCUUGUAUACAUUUUUUUUGAACCCCCGAUGUCGAGGGUUUCUGAUGUAACUACAUGUAUCUGAGUUAACAAGUAGUGCAGGCUGCUGCCUGUGGCCUCACGGUUGUUAACAGUUUUGUGUGUAGGUUGUGAUGGUCUGCCAAAUAGACCACUCGAGCUUUUUUGGGCCUUGGGUUGUAAAAAUAUGAGCUGGACACUUGUAAUUACGUAGUAGCAGAUGAAAUACUGACUAUACUGGCAUGGCACUUUUGGAAGUAUGAAAUUUGAGAAAUAUAUGGAACUUUUUGCUUGGCUGAACUGGCAGCAAA
This is a messenger RNA of Panicum hallii, 4420 nucleotides long. RefSeq lists its product as uncharacterized. The record is from RefSeq and is a predicted model, not a curated record. The coding region runs from base 713 to 3958 and encodes 1081 amino acids. Gene Ontology annotation, biological process: signal transduction; protein phosphorylation. Gene Ontology annotation, molecular function: protein kinase activity; protein binding; ATP binding. The transcript is spliced from 9 exons. NCBI's taxonomy places the organism in Eukaryota, Viridiplantae, Streptophyta, Magnoliopsida, Poales, Poaceae. Gene Ontology annotation, cellular component: cytoplasm.